AUGCCGCGGCCGGGGAAGAGCUCCUACAGCGACCAAAAGCCACCCUACUCGUACAUCUCGCUGACUGCCAUGGCCAUCCAGCACUCGGCCGAGAAGAUGUUACCUCUGAGCGACAUCUACAAGUUCAUCAUGGAGCGCUUCCCCUACUACCGAGAGCACACGCAGCGCUGGCAGAACAGCCUGCGCCACAACCUCUCCUUCAACGACUGCUUCAUCAAGAUCCCCAGGCGGCCCGACCAGCCCGGUAAGGGCAGCUUCUGGGCGCUGCACCCCGACUGCGGCGACAUGUUCGAGAACGGCAGCUUCCUGCGGCGCCGAAAGCGCUUCAAGGUGCUCCGGGCGGAUCACGCUCACCUGCACGCAGGAAGCGCCAAGGUCGAAGCUGGCCGAGCUAAAUCUCCGCAGAAGGCAAAAAUCCGAGAGAAAGUGACGUUGAAACGGAUCUUGGCCACCAAGUUUCCCGUCGUCGGUCUCAUCCCUGGGCAGCUGCCUGACAUGAACAAUCAAGACAAAACUGCCACCUACUAA
Molecule: messenger RNA, 528 nt
Organism: Tupaia belangeri chinensis (Chinese tree shrew)
Lineage: Eukaryota; Metazoa; Chordata; Mammalia; Scandentia; Tupaiidae
Gene: FOXB2
Product: forkhead box B2
Exons: 2
Coding region: 1-528 (175 amino acids)
Biological process (GO): anatomical structure morphogenesis; regulation of transcription by RNA polymerase II; cell differentiation
Molecular function (GO): DNA-binding transcription factor activity, RNA polymerase II-specific; RNA polymerase II cis-regulatory region sequence-specific DNA binding
Source: RefSeq, a predicted model, not a curated record